AUCUGGCAACAGUGUGGGAGCAGAGGAAACAUGACAAAAAAUCUUUCACCGAAGCGCCCAAGUUGGACUUUUUAAAGUUAGUUUUAAGUGAAUGGAACAUCUGUUUAUUCUCGUUUAUCUUAAUGUUGUCAGAAAUAGAGUGUCGUGAAGAAGAAACGAGUGCUGUUUCAGACUUUUGUUUUGCUCAGGAGCUAACCCGCACAGAAGCUAACAUUUAGCUAACUUAGGUACGUCGAGAUUUUUUUCUAACAACUUUGUUUUUAACUCAUUGUUUUUAUGUAAGGUCUACUUUUAGACACAUUUCUCUCCGUCGGUGUCUGUAUGUGCAGCAGACAAAGUACAAUAACGGUCUUUGUUAACACCCAGCUAGCCUGUGAGCCUUUUUUUUUUUUUUUUUUUUUUUUUGAUGGAUGAUGUACCGCGUCGCUGCGUCGGGUGUUGGCCGUUGCCGUUGCCCGUCGCCUCCGCGCUGAAUCACCGCUCAUGACCAAAGACUUUAUCCUGUCUGUUGGGACAGCCCGGACAAAGACACCUCGAGUGAUUUUUGAAGCCGAUCCCUUGAUUUUAAGGACAGGAUGGGCUCCCUGAAGGCUCUCCAGGAGUGGUGUCGGAUCCAGUGUGAACCUUUUAACCAAGUGGACAUAAAGGACAUGUCAGCGUCCUUCCGAGACGGAUUGGCUUUCUGUGCCAUAAUACACCGUCACAGACCGGAUUUGAUAGACUUUGACUCACUGUCUAAGGAGAAUGUCUACGAGAACAACCGUCUGGCCUUUGAGGUGGCUGAAACAGACCUUGGAAUUCCGGCUCUGUUGGACCCAGAAGACAUGGUGUCCAUGAAAGUGCCUGACAGACUCAGCAUCAUCACUUACGUGUCCCAGUACUAUAACUUCUUCAACAACAGGUCUCAUGCGAACCCUCCCCCUCCCAUGAAGAGGCUGAGCUCCAUCACUCACAGUGAGCCGGCUCAGAAACGACUUCCAACUCCUCUGGAAGAGAAAGUGGUUCAGUCUGAGAUGAACCCGCCCACGUUGACCAGAGCUGAAGCAGCAGCGGCGGUCAGAUCCGGGACGCUCAGCAGCACCUGCGCCGCCUGCCAGAAACAUGUCCACCUGGUCCAGAGGUUCCUGGUCGACGGCAAACUUUACCACCGAAACUGCUUCAGGUGCACUGAGUGCCGCAGUACUCUUCUUCCUGGAUCCUACAAAUUAACAAACGGGUCUGGGGCAUUGAUCUGCACUCAUCAUCUGACACAACACGCUUUAGCCGAUCAGAAUGGCCGCCCAGAUCUGAGCAAGGACCCAGCGGUAGUUCAGUCGGCACGGGUCGGUCGCUCCACGGUACAUCAGCCCUCGAUCCCGGGAGGGGAUCAGGCGGGUUCUCUAGCAAACGAAGCGGACACGCCGAGCGGUGUGAUUGCUCCUCCAUCCCCCACCGUAAACUCUUUAGAAAUACUGGAGGAACCGGCAGAACGAGAACUCACUCCUUCUCCUCCCAACCCUUUUGACGAGAGCGACGAAGACGAGGAAGCGAAAUACGGAGACACUGAACAUCCAGUCAAACAUGUGGCUAAUGGGGUCGCUCCCCCUGAACACCUCGAGCAUCAUGAAAGCCGGCCGGUUCCAGCACCUCGCCGAGUAUCAGAGCCCACACCCCCACCUCGCCCCGCCCCUCGGACCCGGCCCUUUCGAAUCACAGACAGACUUCUUGUUGUCACAGAUUGCCAUCAGAAGCCCCCGACUCCUCCCAAACCACGAGCGAGGUCCCAGUCUCCAGGAAGCUUGUCCAGUGGCACGCAUAAACCAAAAGACCCACCGUGGCUCGCCUUGGUCCAGUCAGAACCCAAGAAGAAGAAAGCCCCUCCCCCUCCCGGACUGGUAACGCCUCCCAAUACCGGCUCUCUGCCCUCUCUUAAAGGGGAGGGCUCCAGACCGAGUACACCGCCGCAGGCUAACCCUUUUGAAGAGAAUGAUGAGGAGGAGGAGAAAGAGGAGGGUCCUGAAGGCGGCGUGGUUCCUUCCAGCGUGGUGGUGAACCAUCCAUGGUACAGUAUCACACAGGUGGCAGACGAGGUCGGCGUUGACACUGCCCCCAGUGGAGAGACCUCAUCCCGCUCUGCCAGCCCCGGGAACGCCAAGAGCAAGAAACGGCCGGCACCUCGUGCACCACAGCCACCUGCCACCAACCAGGCUCUUCCUCACUCUCAGCCCUCCUCCUGCUCUCCGUCUCCAGCUCUCAGCACAGAGAGUCUUUCCUCUGGCUCAGACCUCAGCUCCUCCCAGCAUCCGGCGGGUGGCGACCAGGAACACGCUGUCACCAAAAGCAUCUCGGAGCCUUCCAUCUGUCGACCAUAUAUCUCCACGGCAACCGCUUCCUCCUCCACCUCAGCCGAGCAUCUCCUUUUUCCUCCUUCCUCAAACUCGUCCCCGUUGCCCGUGUUGUCUAACGCCAGCUCGGCUCCAGCCACGCCACAGACCAGUCGCAGCUCCAGCAGGAAAGCAGUCCCUCCUCCACGACCCCCAACGACCCCGAGCCCUCUGGCAUCCGGACCGUCUCCUUCACAUAACAAGAGGAUCUGUAAGGAGAACCCCUUCAACAGAAAGACCUCCCCCUCACCUUCUAAGUCCAAAAGCAGACCACCUCCAGGCUCUCGUCCUGCCAGACCCCCCGCCCCUGGUCAUGGAUUUCCGCUCAUCAAACGCAAGGUCCAUUCAGACCAGUACAUCCCAGUGGAGGACAUUCACGGAGAGAUGAGCGAGCUGGAGAAGCAGCUGGAUGAGAUGGAGCAGAGAGGAGUGGAGCUGGAGAGGAAGCUGAGAGACAACCCCAAUGCUGAAGAUGAGGAGCACCUGCUGGUGGACUGGUUCACACUCAUCCACGAGAAACACCUUCUAGUCAGACGAGAAGCAGAACUGGUCUACACUGCCAAGCAGCAGAACCUGGAGGAGAGACAGGCUGACGUGGAGUAUGAACUCAGGUGUCUCCUCAACAAACCAGAGAAAGAAUGGAAUGAGGAGGACAAGACUCGUGAACAGGAGCUGAUGGCAGAACUGGUUACCAUCAUUGAACAGAGGAACCAGAUAGUGAACAGCAUGGACCAGGACAGACAGAGGGAGGAAGAAGAGGACAAGCUCGUGGAGGCCAUGCUGAAGAAGAAAGACUUCCAGAAGGAGCCGGAGGUGGAGCACCCAAAGAAAAAAGGGGCAAAGUUCAAACCUAUGAAGGCGCUGAAGCGUCUGAGCCAUAAAGCAGAAGCGGGUCAGAGCCCUCAGAAGGAGAAAAACUGAACAAGAGGCCUUUCUGGCUUAGUUUUUUUUUUUUCCUAUGGGGGGGGGGGGGGGGGACAGGUCAUGUAUGCAACACCGACUGUCACUCAACGCGCUGCUCAUCUUUACUUGAAGCUUCUCUUUAAAACUUGUUUCACUCUACAUCACCUGAACCUGCAUAUUUUUCAUUCUGUUGACAAAAGAUGAGCUCAGCCAAUUAGGAGCUAGCAGACACCUGACUGAGCCAAUUAGCUGUGAGCAGGUUUGGGGUCACUGAGGACCAAAGUGACUGAAAAGUGAGUUCUGACUUCCACUCCAGCAGCGCCCCCCUCUGGUCUAGUGGUGGUACUAAGAACAGCUAAAAAACUUUUAGGCAACACUAAAAUCCUGCAGCCGUCACAUAAAACCAGGAAAGCUGCUGCAGUCUGAACGUUUUUGUCCUCCACUUAUAGUUUUACUGUUAUACUCAUGUAUGUAAAUGUAGUACCUAUAAAAAGUACUCUUCAUAAAAAAUAACCCCACAGAUCAGUUAAACCUAAACCACCAAGAAUCCUGUGAGCUCUCAGAGGCACAGAUGCUUUCAUUUUUUUUCCUGCGUGUAUGAAAACACGCAGGACACUUCAUGUCUCUGAUCUAUAAGUGCCAUUUUCUCAUCCGCUAAAUCCAUUUCAACAACAAUUUUUUUUUUCUUCUUCCUUAAAG
This is a messenger RNA of Thalassophryne amazonica, 3965 nucleotides long. It is a transcript of the gene micall1a, whose product is annotated as MICAL-like 1a. Lineage: Eukaryota; Metazoa; Chordata; Actinopteri; Batrachoidiformes; Batrachoididae. The transcript is spliced from 16 exons. Bases 576 to 3284 code for a protein of 902 amino acids. The record is from RefSeq and is a predicted model, not a curated record. Gene Ontology annotation, molecular function: protein binding.